Molecule: messenger RNA, 3249 nt
Organism: Juglans microcarpa x Juglans regia
Lineage: Eukaryota; Viridiplantae; Streptophyta; Magnoliopsida; Fagales; Juglandaceae
Exons: 6
Biological process (GO): DNA integration
Molecular function (GO): zinc ion binding; nucleic acid binding
Source: RefSeq, a predicted model, not a curated record
GAGGAGAAGAAAGUGAAGUUGGCGGUAAUUGAAUUCACUGAUUAUGCUAUUAUUUGGUGGGAUCAAUUAGUGACCAAUAGGAGGAAUUAUGAGAGGCCUAUAGAGACAUGGGGAGAGUUGAAAGCUCUCAUGAGGCGGAGAUUUGUUCCUAGCCAUUACUAUAGAGACCUUUACCAGAAAUUACAAAAUCUUACACAGGGGUCUAGGAGUGUAGAGGAUUACCAUAAGGAGAUGGAGGUGGCGAUGAUUCGGGCUAAUGUAGAGGAGGACCGAGAGGCCACCAUGGCUAGAUUUUUGAGUGGGUUAAAUAGGGACAUAGCCAAUGUAAUUGAAUUACAACAUUAUGUGGAGAUAGAGGACAUGGUGCACAUGGCUAUGAAAGUGGAGAGACAAUUAAAGAGAAAAGGGACAGCAAGGUACACUUUGGUUUCUAGCACUACUUGGAAAUCAAAAUGGGAUAGGAAUGAUCCAAGUGAAGCAAAGAGAAAGACCGAACCACCUAAGGGAAAAGAUGAGGGAACUAGCAACAAACCCAAGGUAGAAUCCCAACCUUCACGGAAUAGAGAUAUCAAAUGUUUUAAGUGUUUGGGUUUAGGGCACAUUGCUUCUCAAUGUCCAAAUAGGAGGGUGAUGAUUAUGCGUGACAAUGGAGAGGUGAUGACUGAGAGUGAGGAUGAUAGUGAUGAGGUGCCCGAGUUGGAUGAUGCUAGUGAUAAUGAUGGAGUGGUAUACCCCGUGACAGGUGAGUCUCUUGUUGCCAGGCGUGCUCUUAAUGCACACAUUAAGGUGGAUGAUGCAGAGCAACAGAGAGAGAACAUUUUCCAUACUAGAUGCCAUGUCAACAAUAAGGUAUGUAGUAUGAUCAUUGAUGGAGGGAGUUGUACUAAUGUGGAUAGCACUACUUUGGUUGAGAAAUUGAAUUUACCAACCUUAAAACACUCUAGACCAUACAAAUUGCAGUGGUUGAAUGAUUGUGGAGAGGUUAGGGUGGAUAAACAAGUGUUAGUUACUUUUUCUAUUGGGAAGUAUCAGGAUGAGGUGCUUUGUGAUGUUGUGCCUAUGCAUGCGGGCCAUAUUUUGUUGGGGAGGCCAUGGCAGUAUGAUAGGAGGGAGUUUGAGGAUGUAUUCCCGGAUGAGAUGCCAAAUGAGUUGCCACCCAUUAGAGGCAUUGAGCACCAGAUUGAUUUUGUGCCCGGGGCUGCUAUUCCAAACCGACCAGCCUAUAAGAGUAAUCCAGAGGAGACAAAGGAGCUUCAGAGGCAAGUUGAGGAUUUGAUGAGCAGGGGGUACGUGAGGGAGAGCAUGAGCCCUUGUGCUGUACCAGUGCUACUAGUGCCAAAGAAGGAUGGGACGUGGAGGUAUGUUGUUAGUACGAAGGGUAUUGAGGUGGAUGAAGAGAAAGUCAAGGCCAUCAAGGAGUGGCCAACGCCAAAAAGCAUCACUGAGGUAAGAAGCUUUCAUGGCUUAGCAAGCUUUUAUCGGCGUUUUGUUAAAGACUUCAGCACCAUUACUGCACCACUCACUAAGGUAAUUAAAAAUAAUGUUGGGUUUCAUUGGGGGGCUAAUCAAGAGAAUGCUUUUGCCACUAUUAAAGAAAGGUUAUGCUCUGCACCUGUGUUAGCAUUACCUGAUUUUAACAAAGCUUUUGAGAUUGAAUGUGAUGCCUCAGGAAUUGGGAUUGGAGCUGUUUUGAUGCAAGAUAGGCGUCCCAUAGCCUUCUUCAGUGAAAAGUUAAGUGGGGCAUCCCUGAACUACCCUACUUAUGACAAAGAGCUUUACGCUCUUGUUCGUGUAUUAGAGACUUGGCAGCACUACCUAUGGCCAAGGGAAUUUGUGAUCCACACCGAUCAUGAAUCAUUGAAGCAUCUCAAGGGUCAAGGUAAGUUGAAUAAAAGGCAUGCUAGAUGGAUGGAAUACAUUGAGACAUUUCCCUAUGUCAUCCGUUACAAGCAAGGUAAGGAGAACAUUGUUGCUGAUGCUCUAUCCCGGAGGUAUCAUGAUGGUUAUUUGUUUAAAGAAAGCAAACUUUGUCUGCCAAAUUGUUCUAUGCGUGAGUUAUUGGUGCGUGAGGCACAUGGUGGGGGAUUAAUGGGACACUUUGGUGUCAAGAAAACUUUAGACAUUUUGCAUGAACAUUUCGUUUGGCCUAAGAUGAAGAGAGAUGUUAACCGUAUUUGUGGAAGGUGCAUUACAUGUAGAAAGGCCAAAUCUAAGGUUUUGCCACAUGGGUUGUAUACACCCUUACCCGUUCCUAGUGAGCCAUGGGUAGACAUAUCUAUGGACUUUGUUUUGGGGCUGCCUAGGACCAAAAGGGGUAGAGAUUCUAUUUUUGUGGUUGUGGAUAGAUUCAGUAAGAUGACACAUUUCAUUCCAUGCCAUAAAACAGAUGAUGCAACCAACAUAGCUGACUUGUUUUUCCGGGAGAUAGUGCGACUCCAUGGUGUACCUAGGAGUAUUGUUUCUGAUAGGGAUGUUAAAUUCCUUAGCUACUUUUGGAAGGUGUUGUGGGGGAAAUUGGGUACUAAGCUCUUAUUUUCCACUACUUGUCAUCCGCAGACUCAUGGUCAGACUGAAGUAGUUAAUAGGACUUUAACUCAACUUUUACGCACUGUUGUUCAUAAGAAUUUAAAAACUUGGGAGGAUUGUUUGCCAUUUAUAGAGUUUGCAUAUAAUAGGACGAUGCAUACUACUACUUCAUACUCUCCUUUCGAAAUUGUUUAUGGAUUUAAUCCACUUACUCCUUUGGAUUUGAUGCCUUUACCUGUUGAUGACAGGAAUUGGGUUUGGGUUCACAUGCGCAAAGAAAGAUUCCCAGCCCAUAGAAGGACUAAGUUACAUCCUCGAGGAGAUGGACCUUUCCAAAUUCUUGAGAAAAUUAAUGACAAUGCAUAUAAAGUGGAUCUUCCAGGUGAGUAUAAAGUUUCUGCAACUUUUAAUGUUUCUGAUCUUUCUCCUUUUGAUGUAGGUGAAGAUUCGAGGUCGAAUCCCUUUGAGGAGAGGGGGAAUGAUAGGAACCAAGGUGGGCCUACUCUUAAAGAUCCUUUGCAAGUUCCAGAUGGGCCAAUUACAAGAUCAAGGGCCAAGAAGAUCAAGGAAGCAAUGCAAGGAUUGAUCCAGGUGGCUCCUCUCAAUGUUAAUGGGAAGGCUCGGCAGGUGACUUCCCUUGGGAAACCAUGCAGGGUCAUGUUGGCUUUUAACGUCUUCAGGUUCUCUAGUGGGUCUUUGGACCUGUCGUACAUUCCCAUCUAG